Messenger RNA from Jaculus jaculus (lesser Egyptian jerboa), 4982 nucleotides. RefSeq names its product E2F transcription factor 3 (gene E2f3). The record is from RefSeq and is a predicted model, not a curated record. The transcript is spliced from 7 exons. NCBI's taxonomy places the organism in Eukaryota, Metazoa, Chordata, Mammalia, Rodentia, Dipodidae. Gene Ontology annotation, biological process: regulation of transcription by RNA polymerase II. Gene Ontology annotation, molecular function: RNA polymerase II cis-regulatory region sequence-specific DNA binding; DNA-binding transcription factor activity, RNA polymerase II-specific; protein dimerization activity. Gene Ontology annotation, cellular component: RNA polymerase II transcription regulator complex. Bases 295 to 1650 code for a protein of 451 amino acids.
CCCGGGCUGCCGCCGCCGCCUCGCAAUCCGUUGCAUCGGCUGCCCCCGACGCCUCCAUCUCCCCUCGGGGCCUGAUAUCCGUGCGGCCGGGACCCUCCUCUCUCCAGAGCCCCGAUUAUUUUUGGCCCCCGGGGCCUGUGCGGUGCGGAAAAAUAAAAAGAAAAGAGAGAGAGGGGGUUCUGAAGCGCCUGGCGGGGAGGCGAGGAGAGACUUGGAAACUCCGACUACAAAUAAUAAAGAAAUUGAAAGCAAUAAAUUAAUAUAUCGUAACACUAAAAAAGAGCAGGAGCGAGAAUGAGAAAGGGGAUCCAGCCCGCCCUGGAGCAGUACCUGGUGACCGCCGGGGGUGGGGAGGGGGCGGCUGUCGUCGCCGCCGCCGCCGCAGCCUCCAUGGACAAAAGGGCACUGCUAGCCAGCCCCGGCUUUGCCGCCGCCGCCGCCCCGGGAGCGUACAUCCAGAUCCUCACCACGAACACAUCCACCACCUCCUGUUCCUCCUCCCUCCAAAGCGGCCCCCUCCUCCCCAGUGUCCCCGGCGCGGAGCCGGCCACCGGCAGCCUCCUCUACACCACGCCGCACGGACCCUCCAGCAGAGCCGGGCUGCAGCAACCCCCAGCGUCAGGACGCGGCGGCGGCGGCCCUCCGGCAAAGCGAAGGCUGGAGCUGGGCGAGAGUGGCCAUCAGUACCUCUCAGAUGGUUUAAAAACUCCCAAGGGCAAAGGGAGAGCUGCACUACGGAGUCCUGAUAGUCCAAAAACUCCAAAAUCUCCCUCAGAAAAAACACGGUAUGAUACGUCACUCGGUCUGCUCACCAAGAAGUUCAUUCAGCUACUGAGCCAGUCACCUGAUGGGGUCUUGGAUUUGAACAAGGCAGCCGAGGUGCUCAAAGUGCAGAAGAGAAGGAUCUAUGACAUCACCAACGUGCUGGAAGGCAUCCACCUCAUUAAGAAGAAGUCUAAGAACAACGUUCAGUGGAUGGGCUGCAGUCUGUCUGAGGAUGGAGGUAUGCUGGCCCAGUGCCAAGGCCUGUCAAAAGAAGUGACUGAGCUCAGUCAGGAAGAGAAGAAAUUAGAUGACCUGAUCCAAAGCUGCACCCUUGACCUCAAACUGUUAACCGAGGAUUCGGAGAAUCAGAGGUUAGCUUAUGUUACAUAUCAAGAUAUUCGAAAAAUUAGUGGCCUUAAAGACCAAACUGUUAUAGUUGUGAAAGCCCCUCCAGAAACAAGACUUGAAGUGCCUGACUCGGUCGAGAGCCUACAAAUACAUUUGGCAAGUACCCAAGGACCCAUUGAGGUUUACUUGUGUCCAGAAGAGACUGAAACACGCAGUCCCAUGAAAACAAACAACCAAGACCACAAUGGGAAUAUCCCUAAGCCCACUUCCAAAGACUUGGCUUCCAACAACUCAGGACAUGGUGAUUGCUCAGUUUCUAUGGCAAACCUUUCUCCUUUGGCCUCCCCAGCCAACCUUUCACAGCAGACUGAGGACCAAAUUCCUUCCACCCUGGAAGGACCAUUUGUGAACUUACUGCCUCCCCUGCUCCAGGAGGACUACCUGCUGAGCCUGGGGGAGGAGGAAGGCAUCUGCGACCUCUUCGAUGCUUAUGAUCUGGAGAAGCUGCCCCUGGUGGAAGACUUCAUGUGUAGUUGAUCGUGCUUUGUAUGAACUCCUUACAAACCAAUAUUUUUUAUCAUGGAACAGAACAUCUGUCAUGCAGUGUUGCCCCUCCCCACCUUCGUCCUCCAAGAGUGUCAUGAAGUAAAUUACAAACUUCAGAACAAAGCUGACAUUUGAAUUGUCAAGGGUUUUUUUUUUUGUUUGUUUGUUUGUUUUAGUUUGGGGGAUUUUUUUGUUGUUUGUUUUUUGUUUUUGUUUUUGAUAUAAGCGCACAGUUGUGGGAUCCCUUGGGAAAGCCCUGCCUGAUCCCCAGGCUUGAAAAUCUCUUGGAUGAGUCAGCAAGUGAGAAGAUGUGCAAUUAGGUGUCUCUCACCUGUCCUUUUUUCCCCUUCCUUCCUCUUUCCCUUUCUCCUUUCCUUCCUGUCUCCCUCCUUCCCCUAGGAAUUGGCUUGCUGUGCCUGACAGAUGGGCUGUAGAAUGGGGUCUGGCCACCUGGCCCACUGGACAGCAGUAAUCUUCCUUCCUAGCAUUUCAAGCCGUGCCUUCUCUGCAGAAUGCAUGUCUUUGGGGUCUGCUAAUAUGGAAUGGAACUCUGCCGCAAAUGCAAGCUUGAAAUCAUGCAAGAGUAUAGAAUGGAUUUCUUCAGCUCUUCUUGGGAAUAUUUAAAUUACUGUCUUAAUUCAGUGUAAGCUAUGGACGUUGUGUCCCACCAGGAGGUCAAGCAAACCUCCGAAGCCUUUUGGAUGAGGAAGCUGUUUGCAAGGACUGGCUGCAGGUACAGAAGACUGGUAGAGUUCUGCCACUCAAAGCUGGUGUGGGUUUUCCUGUCUUCAUAAACCACCUCCACUCUGUCUCCCACCGUGUUCCUGAGUUUCCAGUUAAUUUGUAGCAAGAGCAGACUUAGGACUUCCUUGUGGGUUGUUUUAGAAUUUCUACUUUUCUAGCCGCCAUUAAGCAUUCCUGUGGCACCCAUCACCAUUUCAAUGGAAUUGUUUACUUUAAAGCGGUUUUUUCAAAUUCAUAUUUCUUUAGCAGAGGAGAGAGCCUCUACUGAUGAGAGCAUCCAUGCUUGUGUGACCUAAGGUCUACCAGCCCUCUGCAGAAAGCAUGGCUUCAUCUUGCUUUCUUCCCCAGGAGGGGAGCUUAGAGCGAGACAGCUCCAGAGCUCGCUGACAUGAGAGGCCGAUAUGAGGGCAGCAGGUCAGAUGACAACAGUCCCAAGGAACCCCUUCAUCCUUGGGCUUCCCAGACCCCUGUGACCGGGGAAAGGGCUCUUAUGCCACACUCAGGGAGACCACUUCUCAGGAUGGGGUCAGGUAGAGAAGCCUGGAGGACAAAAGUCAUCGACUACAUGAGUGGCGUUCUGUCAGGGGCACUUUCUUAAGCUGCAUGCACAGGGUGCUCCCACUGUGUUGGAGGAUGGGCUAGUUCUGGCCAGCGCUCCAUCCACUGUGAAGGAGCAGGCCGGUUAAGGGAAGUCAAGAGGUAGAAAAUUCAGUGAUAGAAUGCCUGGGCAUCUCCCUUUUUACUCCUCAGGAAUGGUGUCCCAAGCUGGGGGCUCUGUGUCAUCUGCAAAUCCUACCAGUUGCUUCCAAGAAUGGCAUUCCCACUGGCAGAUGGCAGUGGCCAUCUUGCCCUGGGCACAUGGCAUAGUACCUCAAAUCCAUUCCUUGGAUGCUAAGGGCUGCAGAAAUGAGGAAGUCACAAAAAUAAACCUCCAACCAAACAGUUGAGAUACUAUGUGCCCAGCCUGUUGGGAGGCACAUAGUAGGCAUUCAUCUCAUGUUUGGUGGAACUGACAAUAUCCCUUAGGAAAAAAAAGUUAAUAAACCACAAGAACCCCAGCCAGUUUACUCUAGAUAGAUUUCCACAAUAUGCAAAGAGGUGGUGGGGUCAAGACAGAAGACACCAGCACUUUAAACUCUGUGUGUGGGUAUGCAUGGUGUAUGUUUGGAAGAAAAAAAAAAUAAGGUGCAGACUAUCCUCUCUCUCUUCUUCAGCCUCCAACCCCAGCCUCCUCCCCUCACGCACACUGGACUUGGUACAAAAUAUCCGUGUGGUCCGAGAUGAAGCACCGGGGUGGGGGAGGGAGGGGAGCUUCAUGUUAAGUGCCUACUGGAAAUGCACUGUGGGGUUUUUUCCUGUAUGGGAAACCGUUUAUGCCAAGCUUUCCCUCAUUUCCCAUAUUUAGCUCAUCUGGUUAGCUGCCUCUGCUUCCGGCUUUGUGUCAAUUCUCUCUGCCAGCUGCACAGAGCUGUUUUUUCUCCCAAAGUCUAAUGACUGAACUCACCUGGCUAGGUUAUUGUGUGUUUUGUUGACUUUCUCCUUGAACCUAUUCGUAAUGUGAUACCAUAUUUAUUGUUUUAAGAAAUGGAGGGAAUGCUAAUAAGUCUUAAAAGUUCCUUCAUGCUUAAGACUCCACCAGUGAAUGGCUUAACUGGUGUACAUUGAUGAGAUGUUCAUACUGUAUUUCUGUUUGCAUUAGUCAUUUAUUUUUACAUAGUCUGGCACACAGAGUAGGUGAGUACUACAGUAUUUAUGUUACGUUAAAGUACUGAGAAUGCAGGCUUCCUGGUACCAUUGAGUUGCUGCUAUUAAAGCUCACACAUGAAAUGGCUAAAAGUUACAAGCGUGCGAAUUAUGACUGCGUGAGCCUUAGAGAAUAAAGUGUAUAAAGGACAACACGUGAGCUGUCAGACAGUGUUAGACGUGUGUGUAUAUGUACAGACGUGUGUAGCGGUUGUUUUAUUUAAGUUCAUAUCCAGUCUACUCACAGUCAUUAUUUACCAAUUUUGUACAGAGAUAGCAAUUAACUUGUGAACACUGCCAGAAGAUUUUCUAGCUGGUUUGUAAUUUUUUAAGUGUUAUCUUGUUUUUGUCUUUCGUUGUGGUUCCUCGUUUUCAUCUUUUUGUCGUAUGUGUAGAUCUGUAAAUAGAAUAGCAGUAUUUAAAGCUUUAGCUUUCAGGAAAAACGAAGUAAGAACUCAGAGUGUGCAUGACAACGUGUGUGUCUGAGAAGAAGGGACUGAAGGAGAACGCCUUGCAGAGGAAGUCAGGUGGCAGUUGUCAGGGUGUGGGAAUUUCUUUUCCUGCAGGGUACAUGAUUUUGUAAAAAGGAAGUAUUUCUCCCAAGAUUGGGAGUAGGUAAACUACUUAGUUUAGCUUUGUGUUGUAUGCUAGUUUAAAAAAAUAAAAUAAUGUAAUAUAAUGUAAAAAAUAAACAAAAAAAGCUUUUAUGAUGGAUUUUGUAAAUAGAUUUGUUACAGGGUGACCUGUUCUAGCUGUGAUCUUACCACUUCAAAUGGGUGUAAUUUGAAUAAUUUUUGUAUGGUAAAGGAUCAAUAAAAUAAUUUUUUUUAAGAGUU